GUGGCAGUGUUCUUCAUCUUUGUUUUGCUUUUCAUUUCCUUUUUUUAGAUUCGAAACCCUAAACUUGCAACUUGUUACUCCUAGAAAAUCAAAAUCGAAUUAGGCUUUUUAUCACCAUUGAAUCUGUUGAUCGAAUCUGUUGAUAUAUCCAUUCAAUGGAUGCUGAACCUGGAACUGAGCAUACAAACUGGAAGGUACCAGAAGUUAAACCGAAUGAUAUUGGUGGGAGUAGGGUCAAUGAGGAUGAGACAUUUAAUGAGGUUGGUGAGAGGAGGGACAAUAAUAGUGAUGAACAUGAUGGAAUAUUUAAUGAAACUGGUAGUUAUAGGAGCACAGAACAUGUGGACCACAUUGUUGUUGGUAGCGAUGUCCAAAAUGAUUGUUGCUCUCAACAACCUGAUAUAAAUAAUGGUAAUACAAACAUUGUUAUUCAAGCUGAGGAUGAUGCAGAAAUACACUCUAAUGAUGAAGUAAGUUACCUAUUCACAAGUGAUGAAAAGGAUAGUGAAGCAAAACAUGGUAUCAUAAGAAAAGCAAGGCAUCAUUUCUUUGAUGAAAGCGAAGGCAACCAAGAAAUUGAGCUUGGUAACACAAGAGGAGCAUCUUCUUUGCGUAUGAAGAAGGGAGAUAUUUUUGAGGCAAUUGGAGAUGAUUUAGGUGUGGAGUUGACACUUGUGCAAUGCAAGAAGACAAAGGAUAAGUGGAAGAAGAAAUUUGAAAGUGUUCCUAAUGCUGAAUAUAGCAGGUUAUUCGACUACGCAAAUGAGCUCAAGUCAAAAGAUCCAAAAGCAAACAUUGGGCUUUAUUGUUCUAGACAAACAACAGAUACAAUUCCUACAUUCUUGAGGAUGUAUGUCUGUUUUAGUGCGUUGAAGAAGGGAUUCCUUGCUGAAUGCAAACAUGUAAUAGGAGUUGAUGGUGCAUUCUUCGAAGAACUAUGGAAAGAUUUGUUUAUGGGCAAUGGAAGCAAGUUUUGCAUUAUGUCUAACCAACAAAAGGGACUUAUUAAGGCUGUGGAGAAGCUCUUCCCAUAUGCUGAACACAGGGAAUGGGAUCUCAUUGGAAUCCCUUGUAGGCAUGCCAUAGUAGCAAUUAACGCUAAGAAGGAAAAAGAAGAAGAUUAUGUAUCAAAUUGGUAUAGGAAGGCAAAGUUUAAAACUGCUUAUGAGACCCUCAACAUGAAAAUGCUAAUGCAAGUGAAGAGCAAGUUCCUGUUGAAUUCCCAACAUCCCACAACAAUCAUUGAAAAUGAUGGGCAAAGGAGUUCAGAAUCAGCAACUAGGAAUCCCCCUAUAGGUGCAUCACAUGCCAUUGUAGUGACUCCGCAGCAACCUAGAAAAAGAAUGAAGACAUUUGCAAGAGAACCACCAAGAUCAGUAAUGGAUAAGGCAAAAAGUGUUGGUAAUAGGUCAAACCAAUAAAAAGGGAAGUGUUGCAAUAUGUUUGAUACUGGAUAGUUGGUAGUGUAUUUUGCUCUGUGCCUGUGUUUGGUCAACUACCAAAACUCUUGUGUUGAAACUUGAGGACAUGUGUUGCUUAGUAUGCUUUACAAUUGAUGGGUAAGUUGGAUUUUUGGUAAUAUGAGAUAGUCGAUUAGCAAGCUAGUUUGUGGUGUAUGCUUGAUACUUAACAUGUCAAAUGAGAGAUUUUUUGUGUAGGUGUAAGCAUUGCCUAAAACUUUGUAUUAUGUGUAUCUAAUUUUUGUUUUUUGGUAAUUUUUGUGUGUAUUGAUUGUUUGGUUUUAUGCACUUGCUACCCAGCAUUUGGAAACUAUGCAUUAAAUUUCCCUAAUUUCU
Rubroshorea leprosula is the source of this 1796-nucleotide messenger RNA. The record is from the annotation of a GenBank genome assembly. NCBI's taxonomy places the organism in Eukaryota, Viridiplantae, Streptophyta, Magnoliopsida, Malvales, Dipterocarpaceae.